AUGGAAAUUUCAAAAAAGGUACUCCUCCUAAGCACAAUCGCUUUCUCUAUAAUAUGUGGAAAAUAUGUGGGAAGUGCAAGUGACCUGGGAAUUUCAGCAGACAUAAGUGAUGAACUCGCAGAGACUAGACAUAAGGAACGUCCUUCAAGAAGAAUCAUCGCCGGUCGUCACAAACGCCAAGCGUUGAAAAAAGACGAAACUAAGAUCUGGUCAAGUGGAAUUAUACGUUACUAUUUCGACACUUUUGUAGGUGGAAAAACGAAGAAGGGUUUUGAAAGAGCAGCUAACGCUUGGCAAAAGGACACAUGCGUCAAAUUCGAGAAAAUCGAGAAAAACACGCACAUAGAGGAAGAUGUGCUGAUUGUGACUAUUGAUGCGGAGGACAAAAAAGCAUGCGUAUCACACGUUGGAAAACUUGGAGGAAUACAACCGCUGUACCUCGGUGACGGUUGCGAAUCAUUUGCACAUGCUGCUCAUGAGAUCGGCCAUGUUCUGGGACUGUUUCACACUCAAAACAGACAUGAUCGUAACAAUCAUAUUACUGUUAAUCACAACAACAUAAAGAAAGAGUAUAAGGAUCAAUACGUACUGAAGAAUGAAGGCGAGAACGACAACUACGGUCUGCCAUACGACUAUGGAAGUAUUAUGCAUUAUGGUUCUCCCAUCGUAAAUCCAAAAAUGAUCCCAAAAAAGAAGAAUUACGAGCAGACUAUCGGUUCACCAAUGAUAUCGUUCAUUGAUCUCCUAAUGGUCAAUAAGCUCUACGAUUGUGACAAAAAUUGCAAAGGUGAAGCAACAAAAGCAAACUGUACAAAUAACGGAUUCUCUCAUCCACAAAACUGCAGCAAAUGCAUCUGUCCAGGAGGCUACGAUGGUGAUCUCUGUAAUGAAAGGCCUCCUCUUGUAACUGGGAAUUUUGGCGAAUGCGGUGGAGAUUUAAACGCUACAAGCAGUUGGAAAAUAAAGUUUCUUAUGUUCGCAAACACUAAGAGUGAGGGAGAAUAUUCUACUUGCACCUAUUGGAUAAGGGUUGCUGCUGUUCACGGUGAACCAGUCCAAGGAUGUGCUAAAGGAGGAAUAGAAAUCAAAACGAACGAGGAUCAAAGAGUUACUGGCCACAGGUUCUGCUCGCUAGAUGAAGAAGAGAUCAUACUUGAGUCAACACGCACCCUCGUCCCUGUAAUUCUCUACUCUAAUGUCUUGUUCCCAGUCGUCACUGCGACAAUUGAAUACCGAUACGAAGUGGACGAAAAGCUGGCAGCAGACGAAAAAUCUUAA
Molecule: messenger RNA, 1278 nt
Organism: Necator americanus (New World hookworm)
Lineage: Eukaryota; Metazoa; Nematoda; Chromadorea; Rhabditida; Ancylostomatidae
Exons: 11
Coding region: 1-1278 (425 amino acids)
Biological process (GO): proteolysis; molting cycle, collagen and cuticulin-based cuticle
Molecular function (GO): metalloendopeptidase activity; zinc ion binding
Source: RefSeq, a predicted model, not a curated record